This is a messenger RNA of Fraxinus pennsylvanica, 960 nucleotides long. The record is from the annotation of a GenBank genome assembly. Lineage: Eukaryota; Viridiplantae; Streptophyta; Magnoliopsida; Lamiales; Oleaceae.
AUGAAGAACACCUGCAGUGGCGGAGCCGAGGAAUCUUCUUCCAACCACAACAACCCACAACAACCUGAUCAAAGCAGCCCUCAACGCGGCGGGGUUAAUACUUCUUCUCCCCAUGCGGCUUCAGCUCCUUUGCAAUGGCCACCCAUGGCUCCACCCGUAAUGGGCCGUCCAGGACACUCUGCCUUCCGUGCCUAUAGGCCACAAGACCCACAACAGCCUGAUCAAAGCAGCCCUCAGCGUGACAGCGGCAGUAAUAUUUCCUCUCCGUUGCAAAGGCCACCCGUGGCUCCACCUGUAAUGGGCCAUCCGGGACACUCUGCCUUCAGGGCCUAUAGGCCACAAGGCCCACAACCACAAUGGCAAUUCCCUGGGGGUGGGGGAUCGUCUGGCGGAGCUGCUGGUGCGAGUGGAAAUGUAAGUGGCAGCGGAUUAUUUGGGGCGCAGGGAAUUCCGGUGGGUGGAAGUGGGCCAAGUGGCGGCGGCGGAGGCUAUGCAACUGGUCAAGUGGGGAUUGGAAACCCCAUAAUUAGGAAAAGAGUAAGGGAUGGUGAACCGGGUGGUGCUGGUCCUGGAGGAAAUCAAGGCGCGCAGGCAGAUGUCGGAAAUCCCUUUCAGUGCGGUGUUUGUGGUAAACAAUUCCACUCGGCCAAGGCUCUCUUCGGUCACAUGCGAAAGCAUCCCGAUCGAGGGUGGAAAGGUGCCUUUCCACCUCCAACUUUUAGGGCUGAAGAGGAGUUCGCCGAUGUCCCCGGCCAUCUCAAUCCAGGCCGUGCGGCUGCUGGUGUACAUGUUGAACUAAUGCAGGAUUUAUUGCAAGAGGCACAGGCCGGGGCAGAGGCGAUGGAGGCCGUACAAGAAGGCGGAGAAGAGGCGGGUGAGGGAGCAGCGGCAACGCAAAAUUACAAACUUCCUGAUUUGAAUUAUGAACCACCACACGACAAUGAUAAUGCUGCUGCUUAG